Molecule: messenger RNA, 1754 nt
Organism: Bursaphelenchus xylophilus (pine wood nematode)
Lineage: Eukaryota; Metazoa; Nematoda; Chromadorea; Rhabditida; Aphelenchoididae
Source: the annotation of a GenBank genome assembly
AUGCCUGCUUGUGCUCCCGCUUUCAAUCGUAUAUUGGAUGAUCUGGCUAAGCGCCAAUUAAAGCUCGAUUUUGAGUUUGGCGGGGAACGGGUGCAUUACGAAGCCCUAAGGAGCAUUGGAAGCGGAGCCUUUGGAAUCGUAUGCGAAGCUAAAGACAGACAAAACGACAAAAGAGUAAGCGCAGGUGUUCGAAAAAAUAUCUUUUGUCAUAACUUUUAUAUGUUUUAUGUCAUAUCUCCUUUACGAAUUUCUAAUACGAUUUUCUUCAGGUUGCAGUAAAGAAGAUUGGUCACGCCUCGGCGACACCAACCUUGGCUCGUCGGACCAUCCGGGAGAUCCGAGUUCUCCGGUAUAUCAAGCAUCCAAAUAUUGUUGCUCUUCGAGAUGUCUUCAGGACAAAUGGAAGCCUCGGAAUGAAUGUAUUCUUAAUAAUGGAUCUCAUGGAAUGGAGUCUUCACCAUGUCAUUCAUGGAAGCGCUGAACCUCUUGAUUUCGACCUCAUUGCCCAUCUUUUAAUGCAAAUCCUUCGGGGUCUCAGAGUAAGCAAAAACAAAGGUUGAGAGUGUUGUAAAGCUAGCGCCCAUUCUUCCUUAUCAUUUUUGAGUGUAACUGAACCUUUGCCUUGACGUUAGAGGCGAUAAGGUUAUUAAUUGAUAAGGCUUCAUUUACUGUUGGCAAUUUUAUGAUUUCCGUUUCAGUAUCUUCAUGCCGCUGGAAUUGCGCACCGUGACUUGAAGCCAUCUAAUCUGUUGGUUAACAGUGACUGCCAUCUUAGAAUUGCGGACUUUGGCAUGGCCAAGUUGGCCAUUAAAAGUCCCAUGGACGAGACGGAUGAACAUUGUUUCUACAUGACACAACACAUCGCGACUCUUCCUUACCGCGCCCCGGAACUUCUCUUCGUAAUGUCAGAGCAUUCAACGGCCGUGGAUCUGUGGGCGCUUGGCUGUAUAUUUGCUGAAAUGAUUUUACGGAGAGAACUUUUCCCAGGUCGAAGCGUCGGCGGACAGAUUAAACUCGUCAUUAAUCAGCUGGGAACCCCGCCAAAAGAGGUGAGUAACAUUUGCUUUGAGCCAGGCUGAAUAAUGAGUACACAAUCACCUGCUUCUUCCGUUUCACGUCACUAAUUAAACCGCUUUAGAUGAUCGAUGAAAUCUGUUGUGAAAAGACAAGGAAUUAUCUGACUAGUUUUGGGCAAUUAACGCCCAGGUCAUGGGAAGAGAUUUUGAUCUCUAAAGAUCACGAAACAAACCCCGCGGCCAUCGACCUCAUCUCGAAACUCACCAGGAUGUCUCCCCAUGAUCGCACGGAUGUCUAUGGAGCAAUGCAACAUCGAUUCUUCCGACCCUUCGUACAGACAAUUCCGAAUGAACCAACUUGUCCGUUCAAGGUGAGAACUUUAACAGAGAUCACAAAUUCUGUCGUAGUGAUAAAUACCACAAAUCUCUUUUAAGGUGAAAAUGGAUAUGGCUGCAGUCGAAUCCCUUUCACAUAGUGAACUCAUCUCCAUGUUAGAAGAAGAUGUUAGAUCUGCUGAACCAUCAGAUCCAACCGAACCACGACAAACUCGGCUUCGUUCAGAUCAAAUGGCGUCAUCUUCCGGGGCCUCAUCCAAUGGAUUCUCUCUCAGUGAUUCCUCAGGAGAUCAAGUCGACGAAAAGGAACAUAGUCGACGAUCGUUGUCCUCAGCGUUUUAUUCCGAGGACGAAGAAGCCCAGCGACGAAGAGAACGGUCGGUUGAGAUCACUGCAUUGUAA